This is a messenger RNA of Orbilia oligospora ATCC 24927, 603 nucleotides long. RefSeq lists its product as uncharacterized. The transcript has a single exon. Lineage: Eukaryota; Fungi; Ascomycota; Orbiliomycetes; Orbiliales; Orbiliaceae. Bases 1 to 603 code for a protein of 200 amino acids. The record is from RefSeq and is a predicted model, not a curated record.
AUGCCACUUCUAGAACCAAGCGAGGUUGUCGCGCUAGGGCUCUCACCUAAGGACAUCCCAGCACAUAAGCCUCAGACACCCCGGAAGGGCGCUGGUCAUGUUGGAUCUUCUACUGCCCGUGUAACCAUGGCCCAAACGUCGACACGGCGUAAAGCUCUAUAUCACAGAAAUUUGAUUUCAACCUCGUCUCGGUCUUCGGGCCGCUCAACUUCGAACUCUUCCUCUUCGAAUCCGAAUUCGAAUUCUGCUUCUCCAACCUUAUCGACUUCUAGAUUGGCCUUUGGCGCCGGGGCUAGGACUAGGAGCAGCUUCGAAGUGUGUAUUCCGAUACCUUCGAAGAGGGAACAAGCUGUCCUUCAACGGUACGAAAGAUUUCCAGAUGCAGAUAUCGCGACGGAUGUGGAAAUAAUACGGGUCGGGGUCAAAGAUGCACAAGAAUGGACCCAGGACGAUCCUAUCGGCGAGACUCAGCCGGAGGUACUAGGUCACUCGAGUGGGCCCAAUGGCUUGUCCGGUACGGAUAUUGAUCUCGAUAUGAGCGAAAAACGGUCUACUCUCGGUAAGUUAGUAUUCAAUAUUACGAAUGGAAAAGGGACAUAUUAG